AUCUUAAAUAUCCAAUCAAAUAUACAUUGAAUGCGUUUGUUCGGUUUUAGCUAUUUGGUAGACAAAAUGGCGUGCUGAGCCUUUCGCAGAGUUGUUUGUGAGAGCAAGGAACGACAACUCUGCGUGGAGAUUGGUUCUAAAUAAGGAAGUAUUUAUAAACUUAAGUUAACCAACCGGCCUGUAACCGUCAACGAUGAUCGAUAUAAUGGCGGAGAAAACAAAUAAGAGUGCGGAAGAAAAACAUAAUCGUGUGGAUGUAAACAAUAAGUGUACAAUGGAUGGACAAAGAGCGAUUGGCGCCUGGCUGUUGCUCUUCGUUAUGUGGACAGGUCGUACCGAUGGAUUUUGUAAAGACGACAAUGACUGCUUUGAUCUUCAUUCUCCUCGAUGUUACAACGACUCUAUCCAGAGCUACUGCAAAAAUUAUGAUAGCUGUCAACAGGAUGCUGACUGUGGAUUCCCGUUGAUUACUUGCACGCACGGAAAUUGUCAGCCAAAGAAAUGCUUAACGGAUGAAGAUUGUCAUGGCGACAAUUCUGCAUGUUUCUAUGGCGACUGCUAUUGUAAAUCGGGAUAUAGAAAAAUGGACGAAUCCUGUGUUUCUGUCAUUGGUUUGCAAUGUCGUCAAUACAAUGUUGAUUUGGACUGUAAUCCUACGCUGUUUGAACUUACAAUGAGGUUGCUGUUUGAAGUCCCGAUUAGUAAUGGAUCAAUGCAAUAUAACAGCACUGACUAUGUGUGUGACCAAAACUCCAACACUUGCCAAUGUGAUACAGAUGUCCUUAAAGGAAUAAAUGGAGUUUGUAAUUCAUAUCUGGGCUCUGAAUGCAAAUCAUCAUUGGAAUGCGGUCGGAAAUCAAACAUGUCCUGCAUUGAGGGCGCAUGUGCGUGCAGUGCAGGCUUUGUACGGAGGGAAUCAAAAUGCAUAUGGGUUAUGGAUGCUGGAUGCAGUUCGAAUGAAGACUGCUUUUAUGAAGGAUUUGAAUGCAAUACCACAGACAUAGGAUCGUAUUGUCGCUGCCCAACUGGACAUGCUGUGAAAUCUCCGAAUAAUGCAACAUGUGUGGAAGUUUACGGAUCCAGCUGUGCUGACAUACACAUGUGUGGAAAUACAGAGAGUUUCUUCUACCGUCGCUCAUAUUUUGAGAUCCAGUACAAGUAUAAUGACACUUACGCCAAUAAAGCUUUUCACUGUGAUCUUGACAACGUGUGUUCGUGUGCACCAGGGUUCAGAUGGAACCAACAAAUAAACAACUGUGAACACAUUUACGCAUCGGAAUGUAACAGCGACAUUGACUGUAACUCUGAAAACCCAGACAGUGCAAGCAACGCCAGUAUGCACAUUUGCAAUAACCAAACGCAACAAUGUGAAUGCGGACAUGGUUUUAGUGUUCAUACUAUCAACGAUUUUGACGUAAACCAACAUGUUACUCGUCGCGUCUGCAUAAGAGCUGAAACAUUGCCGUGUACAUCCGACGCAGACUGCAAUGUCGUGAGAGUCAACUCCGUUUGCAGCAGUAGUUCAAUGUGCAUCUGUGCUGAUGAUUUCAUAGAACGUGAUGGAGCCUGCAUACUGGAAGAGAGUGUUUGCCAAGAACAUGUUCCCAAACUUCCUGAUCUUUACCGCCGAUCUCCGAAGUACACUCUUACUUCGACCGAACCGCCAAUUAGAGACGACCGAUUAAAAGACAUAUGGUACAACAUCGGACCAGCUAUGAUAAGCACCGACGGGAAGCUAACUGGACGUUCACCAGGCACAUGUGGGACAUAUUAUCCGAUUUAUCUCGCAGAAUCUAUAACAAUUAUGGAACAAAACGAAGUCGACUCGGGUAACAAUAUAACAAAACAAGCCGUGAUCGGAGGAUUGCAAGAAUUCGGAAUGGCUUACAACCUUUCUGUCCAGCUGCGAAAGUGUGGAGCGGAGUACCUGGCAAGGCUGCAGGCUCCAUCCGUUGUUUUCGCCGCAUAUUGUUUAGCUGGUGCCUAUAAACAUUUAACUCAGUGUUGA
This is a messenger RNA of Dreissena polymorpha, 2008 nucleotides long. Its product is annotated as prion-like-(Q/N-rich) domain-bearing protein 25. The transcript is spliced from 14 exons. The record is from RefSeq and is a predicted model, not a curated record. The coding region runs from base 194 to 2008 and encodes 604 amino acids. Lineage: Eukaryota; Metazoa; Mollusca; Bivalvia; Myida; Dreissenidae.